Messenger RNA from Seriola aureovittata, 3508 nucleotides. RefSeq names its product spermine synthase (gene sms). The coding region runs from base 124 to 1206 and encodes 360 amino acids. Gene Ontology annotation, molecular function: spermine synthase activity. Gene Ontology annotation, biological process: spermine biosynthetic process. The transcript has 11 exons. NCBI's taxonomy places the organism in Eukaryota, Metazoa, Chordata, Actinopteri, Carangiformes, Carangidae. The record is from RefSeq and is a predicted model, not a curated record.
GCCUGGUUUGGCAAGUGUAGUGGGUAGUGGUAACAGCAGUGGUAGCAGGGCCCUCCCUCUGUCUCUGCACAUAAAUAUUCGCAGCCUGCCUAUUCCAGGCAUGGAUAUCGGUUGCACACAGACAUGGCACUGCGACAUUACACUCUCGACUUCAGCCUCUCUACGGCAGUUGACUCUGCUUCGACAGUUCCUGGCCUGCUGUCCAUAUUUCAUGAGCAGGAAAUGACAGAGACUGUCCAUGAUACAAAUGGGCAUGGAUACCUCGCUACUUUUGUUGGCAAGAAUGGCCGGCUUGUUAUUCUGCGUGUGCACUCCCAUGGGUUGGUCACCAUUGAUCUGCAGUGUUACGAAGAUGACAACAUUGCACAACUAGACAAUCUUUUAAAUGCACUGGAAAAGAAGCUAAAGGUUCUCUUAAAUGGCAAUAUAACAAGGAUUAAAAGGCUCCCAGCCAUUGUACGAGGGGCAAAAGUUGACCGAUACUGGCCCACAGCUGACGGCAGACUGAUCGAGUAUGACAUUGACCGGGUGGUGUAUGAAGAAGAUUCUGCAUACCAAAACAUAAAAAUAUUGCACUCACAGCAGUUUGGAAAUAUCCUAGUACUCAAUGGAGAUGUUAACCUGGCAGAGAGUGAUUUGGCCUACACCCAAGCCAUCAUAGGUAGCGGAAAAGAGAAUUAUGCUGGAAAAGAGGUGCUGAUACUAGGAGGAGGAGAUGGAGGCAUCCUUGCUGAGGUGGUCAAACAAAAGCCAAAGAUGAUCACCAUGGUGGAGAUUGACCAGAAGGUGAUAGACGGGUGCAGAACGCACAUGCGCAAGACUUGUGGCAAUAUCCUUGACAACCUGAAGGGAGACUGUUACCAAAUACUAGUCGAGGACUGUGUCCCUGUGCUGAAGAAGUAUGUCCAGGAAGGACGGAUGUUUGACUACGUAAUUAAUGACCUCACUGCAGUCCCAAUAUCCACAGAGCCAGAAGAAGACUCGACAUGGGAGUUCCUGCGUCUCAUCUUAGAUCUGUCAAUAAAAGUCCUGCAUCCAGCUGGGAAAUAUUUCACACAGGGUAACAGCGUGAAUCUGACAGAGGCACUGAGUCAGUAUGAAGAACAGCUGGGAAAGCUCUCAUGUCCCGUGGACUUCUCCAAAGAGGUGGUGUGUGUGCCCUCCUACUUGGAGCUAUGGGUUUUCUACACCAUAUGGAAGAAGUAGAGACCUCCAGUUUUCUGUGCUUGAAUCCUCAGCAGCUGGAAUGUGAAUGCUCUUCUUCUUCUUUUUCUUCUUCUUCUUCUUCUGCUGUAGCCUUAAAAGGUGUGCUCAGAUUGAACUUUACAUGAAAAUUACAGUCAACACAAAGUUUGGAAGCAAAGUAGAGAUUUCUGGCACAACCUCACCUACUUCCGAGGUGCGUUGAGAUGGAAAAAAAGACUAAAGAGGUCAAAACACCAGCAUUGCUUGAAGUUUACUGAAGAAGUUUUUUUUAUUAGACCGAUGCGUUUCGGCUUGUGUAAGCCCCUAAUGAAGGCCACAAGCCGAAACGCGUCGGUCUAAUAAUAGUUCUUCUGUGUACUACACUUUAGCAUACUCCACAAAGUUUGGAUAAAUGCAUUGUUAUGUGGUCUUUAAAAUUUUGAAAAAAGGAACGGAGGCGGAGAAAUAGUUGUAAAGAAAAAAAAAGAGUUCCUGCAGUGUCAAAUCCGUCUGCUUUUAAGUCUGAGCAGUACACACACACACACACACACACACACACACACACACACACACACAGCAGUCUAUGUCUAUUAUCAGUGACUACAUCUGUAUUGUAGACUGAAUAAUAAGCAUGGACUGCAAAACACUCCACGGUCAAGUUGAUGUGAAUAAAUGGAGGUGGAAAUUCACUUUGCAUUCAGUCUGAACACAUCUUAAGGGGUACAAUGACAUUUUUAUUAUCCCCUAUCCAUUGAUCCCUCAUCUACCCUCAUCUUCCUUCUCUUUCUUCCUUUGUUGGUUGUGUUUUACCGUUGUUUACCAUUGUUGCAACUUAUGAGUUGUAUUUAAUUUGUGUUACUUGAUUUGGAUUGUCCAUUUGCAUGUAUGCUGAAGGAACUGUUAGUUGUUGAAACACUGAUUUGAUACACUGAUAAUGUGGUGUAACUCAUCUUAGAACAAGUGUGUGUGUUCUCUCUUGUUUUCUUUAGGUUUUUUUUUUUUUCCUUUUCUCUUGAGUUAUGAGCUCAAAUCGUGUGAUAGGCCAAUCUAUAGACUCAGCCCAGCUUAAGUGAGUCGCUUUUAAGCUCUAUUUUUGUUACUGCCGCUCAAAUGUGAUUUGAUUCUUUCAGGUUGUAUCAAGGCAAUGUGAUCACGCCCAGAGAGACUGAAGUGUUGAAGUCCAAAUAUGUUUUAAAAGGGAAACAAUUCCACCACUUUAAUGCCACCUCUGUGCUUGUGCUGUUUUUAUGUCAUGUUUUAUUAGCACCUUGCUUUCUCCUGAUAUUUUAAGUUUUUUUUUUUUUUUUUUAAGACUGUAUUAGGUGCAUGUAAUGGACGGUGAAUGUAGCUUGCAUAUACAGUACACAGCACGUUUACACGCGCUCAACCCUGUGGGACUCAAUUACAUUUAUUUAUUCUAUAUAAUUUCACCAAAUGCUGUUCUGUCCCACUUGAGAUAAUCUUUGUGACCAUCUACAAUUAAAAUGUUUUGGGGGAAAAAUGUCGACUUUUUUUUUUUGCCAAAAGAAAUGAAAAGCAUCAAUAAAAAUCAAGGACACGCUUUGAAUACUUUAAGACAGCCUGUAUGUGUAAAUGGUGGAAAACGGUUGUGUUAUGUAUUGCACAUUUUGAAACCCAUGUAUUCUGAAAAUGUGUCCGAAAUGAUUAGUUGAUAACAGAAAAUGAAGUGGCUUUCAAGCAGAAUUACCAAUAGUUGACUGAAAUAUGAAGCGUUUCCAGUUAUGCCUCAUCUUAUAGUAAAUUAAAUAUCUGGGUUUUUGGACAGGCACAAGAAAAAAAAUACAAUUUCAAGAACACACUUUGGGCUCAGAGGACAUUUUAUGGUACAAACAAAUGAUAGGAAAAAAAAAUUGAUUAAACAUGAAUGUAAAUGAUUAUUAUUUUUUUAUAAGUUCCACAUGAAACCUAUGAGUACAUAUUGUUUAACUUGAGGUUUUUAUUGAGCUGGACUUCACAUUUUUCUGCCAAAUUUCAUUCAUCCACAAAUGAAGCAACCAGUGCUUUUGCAGCAAAAAUCAAUUCUGUCAAUUUUUUACUGUAAAUCUAUCAUUAGAGAUGUGGAUGUAAGAUUUACCUGCACAUUAUGGGUGUUUACAGAAGCUGGGUUUUUUUGGACUACUUAAUCAUGGUGUUGCUCUAACAUGUGUUGGACCAGACUGGAUCCAGUCUGCUGGCUUGUCCUGAUGUUGACUUGUUCUCCAUGGGUCACCAUCAAUGUAUGUAAUUUACCAUUGGAAUAUGACUUAUAUUGGUAACAUCACUGUACAAAGGAAUAAAGGCUGGUAUGAAUGGUCUAAAUGUA